This is a messenger RNA of Humulus lupulus (European hop), 1920 nucleotides long. Its product is annotated as DELLA protein SLR1-like. Gene Ontology annotation, biological process: regulation of DNA-templated transcription. Bases 187 to 1794 code for a protein of 535 amino acids. Gene Ontology annotation, cellular component: nucleus. The record is from RefSeq and is a predicted model, not a curated record. The transcript has 2 exons. Gene Ontology annotation, molecular function: DNA-binding transcription factor activity; sequence-specific DNA binding. Lineage: Eukaryota; Viridiplantae; Streptophyta; Magnoliopsida; Rosales; Cannabaceae.
CUUAUUUUCCACUCACUUAUUUACUCUACUCUGCCAAAUAGUCCCUCGACAAUAGGCAAACCCAUCAAAGUUUUUGAUUGGGAACAAACAUCAAAACCAUAUCAAUUACCACACUCUUUUCAAAUCUCACAGUCAGAACCUAAUUUAUAACAUUCUCAUCUCCAUAGCAAAACCUCAACUACUAUCAUGGGGCCGUACGACUCUGCCAACUCGGCCGGCAGCAGCAGCGGAAGCUCUUCCUCUUCCACCUCCUUCAAAAAACCCAACGACAUAGAUGGCCUCCUCGCUGGCGCCGGCUAUAAGAUCCGAUCCUCCGACCUACAACACGUCGCUCAGCGCCUCGAGCAGCUCGAAACCGUCAUGGUCAACUCGCCUGCUUCGCAAAUCACCCACAUCGCCUCAGACGCCGUUCACUACAACCCUUCGGAUAUUGCCUCCUGGGUCGACUCGCUCCUCUCUGAGUUGAACCACCCAUUCCCUCUUUCCGCCGAUCUACCAGAUUUCCCUGAUCUCAUGAUCAAUAAUACGACGGCAAGGAACGAUGUAUGGGCGGCGGACCACGGAAUGCCUCAGCCGCAGCAAAAUAUACCUCCUCCUCCUCAGUUGAAUCAGCAUCCACUCACGGUCGUUACGGCGAUGGAAGAGGAUUCCGGGAUAAGGCUGGUUCACAUGCUCCUCACGUGCGCGGAAUCCGUCCAACGUGGCGACCUCCCAUUAGCUCGCUCUUUAAUCGAGACUAUGCAGCCCUUGCUGACACGUGUCAACGUCAACUGCGGAAUCGGAAAAGUCGCCGGAUACUUCAUCGACGCGCUUAGUCGCCGUAUUUUUUCGACGAGGGGAAGGAUUGGUGCCGGGCCUUUUGAGGACGAGGUUCUGUACUAUCACUUCUACGAGGCUUGUCCGUAUUUAAAGUUUGCGCAUUUCACGGCUAAUCAAGCCAUACUAGAAGCGUUUAACGGUCAUGAUUGCGUCCACGUCAUUGAUUUCAACCUAAUGCACGGUUUACAAUGGCCGGCGUUAAUACAAGCACUAGCUCUCCGCCCCGGAGGACCGCCGUUGCUCCGACUGACGGGCAUUGGCCCUCCAUCGCCUGACGGCCGCGACUCAUUAAGAGAAAUUGGGUUGAAGCUGGCCGAUUUGGCCAAGUCCGUUAAUGUUCGGUUUGCCUUUCGUGGCGUGGCGGCUGAGCGUCUGGAGGACGUGAAGCCGUGGAUGCUUCAGGUAAGCUUAAAAGAAGCCGUGGCUGUAAAUUCCAUCAUGCAGCUCCAUCGACUGCUCGGGUCGGAUCAUAGCUGGAAUUCUGGCAUUGAUACGGUUCUGGGGUGGAUCCGGAGCUUGAACCCGAAAAUCAUUACGGUGGUAGAGCAAGAGGCGGACCACAACCAAGUCGGGUUCUUGGAUCGGUUCACGGAGGCUCUAUAUUACUACUCCACCAUGUUCGACUCGCUCGAGGCUUGCUCGCUCCAGCCGGAUAAGGCUUUAGCCGAGAUGUACAUACAGAGAGAGAUUUGUAACGUGUUAUGCUGCGAAGGUUCGGCUCGAGUCGAGCGCCACGAGCCUCUUGCUAAGUGGACGAAUCGACUUAUUCAAGCUGGAUUCCAGCCUCUUCAUCUCGGCUCCAACGCGUUCAAGCAAGCCAGCAUGCUUCUCACUCUUUUUUCGGCUGAGGGUUACUGUGUGGAGGAGAAGGAAGGGUGCUUGACUCUCGGCUGGCAUAGCCGGCCUCUCAUCGCGGCUUCAGCUUGGCGAGCCGUACCCGAUCCAAAUAACCCACUCGGGAUUAUAAAACCGUGAUAGUGAAAACAAUAGCCCAGCAUUGAAGAAAAAUUCUAAUUUGGUAGGCCGCGGUGCACCCUUAGUCAUGGAGCUAUCAUUUUUUAGUCAAUAUAUGCUGUCGCUUUCCAAUUUAUCAUCAAAUAA